AAAGCAUUGGUACGCCAUGCUUGACGGUGAGCGACUUUGGAGACCCGGGCCGUAUCGAGGGGCAGGAGACGUCAUUUGCCAUUAUUAAGUCCAACAGAGUAGCGGCAAUGAUCCCUGUGAUAUCACUGAUACUCCUCACCAUAGCGGCGGUCCUCAGUGUGCUAGGCAACCUCCGGCAGGACAUCAAGACACUCAUCUCCGCUGUCAUCUACAUUCUAGCGGGUCUAAGUCUAGCAGUGGGCCUGAUUCUGUACAUCUCUGUGAUCAAUGAUGAGGUAGGCCACCGAAUGAAAGAAAAGGACAAAGAGGAGGUUUCCUUCAGCUAUACGUACGGAUGGUCGUUCUAUUUCGCCGGAACCGCCUUCCUGUGUGCCAUGCUGUCGGCGGUCAUUCACGUGUCACUCUACCUUCAGAGGAACUCGCGCAAGGAGGAGAUGGUCCGGGUCAUCCCAGGGCUAGACGAACUGCUGGAAAGCGACACGGGCACCGCUAACCCAACCGUCAUCAUCUGACAUAACAAGAUGCCCACCUACCGGUGUCAUAGUACACGCCUAUUUGCAGAUACACCACAUAAAGUUCGUUUACAUUGGUUCGUUAUAAACACAACUAUGACUUGUACCAUAUAUGUUUAAUGUAUCAAUGUCUCUGGCGUCGGUUGACAAUCUCUGAGCAUUGUCUGACGAAACUGGUUUGGCCUGAAUGCAAAGUGAUGAUGCCUUUUCUUUUGAGCAGUCGUUCAUAUCCUUGAAAAGGUCAAUUGAGUGCACGUCUAUAUAUAGACAGGGACUUCGCCAGAAAAGAGGAUACAUCGAAACAAUACCUACAGAACAGUCUUUCAACUUUCAGACAAUUUUCUGAACAAACGCCGAAAAAUUGUUAAGAAUAACUCACAUAUAUAGUCUAGUUAAUAUAUAAUCUCUGACAACGUCUUCUACUUUCUUAACGUGAAUCUCAUGUCGCCAGACAUGUCUUCGCGCAUGCUCAUUCUUUUGACGACACGGUAACGUUCUGACCAUUACGAGGCUGUGACAUACUUACGGCAACCAUGAUGGACGUUAUUUGUCUUUCCAUGUCUAAACUCCUCAAAGGUUACUUGACGUGGUCGGCAUAAUGUACGGGACCAAUUCCAGUAUCAGCGAUAUGUGAUAUGCUAUCGGUUUAGGUUAAUAUGGAUUACUGAACUACAAUCAUGUUGUUUAUUUAUCGGUGUAUAAGCAAGAUUCUGUCGGAUUCCCUCCAUAGUCUGAACGUCCGAUCGAUCGAUAAUUUCUGAUAUUUCUGAUUAUAAAGUGAAAUAUCGGAUUAAUUUUUGUUUUAUUUGAUCGGUUAUUGAUUGCUUUAUUAUCGAUUAAUCGAUCAAGUGGAUGGAUAGCCUGGCAUGGUACCAGUAAAUAAUGCUGGGAGUUGUUUUUACUGUCCUUCCAACGACAUGAUCUACCAAUAAUUUGUCUUACAGGAAAUUUACACGGGGUAUAGUUAACAAGGUUUGUAUACGUUUUGUUUUGUUUCCAAUAAAAAUGUU
Molecule: messenger RNA, 1522 nt
Organism: Mizuhopecten yessoensis (Yesso scallop)
Lineage: Eukaryota; Metazoa; Mollusca; Bivalvia; Pectinida; Pectinidae
Product: voltage-dependent calcium channel gamma-5 subunit-like
Exons: 3
Biological process (GO): calcium ion transport; positive regulation of synaptic transmission, glutamatergic; neurotransmitter receptor transport, postsynaptic endosome to lysosome
Cellular component (GO): postsynaptic density membrane; AMPA glutamate receptor complex
Molecular function (GO): voltage-gated calcium channel activity; channel regulator activity
Source: RefSeq, a predicted model, not a curated record